Messenger RNA from Uloborus diversus, 1040 nucleotides. RefSeq lists its product as uncharacterized. The record is from RefSeq and is a predicted model, not a curated record. The transcript is spliced from 8 exons. Lineage: Eukaryota; Metazoa; Arthropoda; Arachnida; Araneae; Uloboridae. The coding region runs from base 11 to 1000 and encodes 329 amino acids.
GAAAAAUAAUAUGAAGCAUUCUGCCGGGAUCAGCAGGAUGAGGAUACUUGCGUUUCUACUGCUGUUUGGAAUAGCAUCAGCAUCCUAUGAGAGGGUGCUCGAUGACUUGAAGGAUGAGCUUAGUCAAGACUUCGCUGAAGGCCUUCUGGAAAUGUCGUCGCUGGGACUCCUCGACAAACGACAUGUCUACAUGGCCGAUGAAAAUGUUCGCGAAGAAAUUGUCGAAAAGUUGAAAGAGGCACUGAACAAAGUGGUGGAAAAAAUCAAAGAAGCUAUCAAGGACGGCAAAAUUAUAAGGGAAGAACUUAUGGAAAAGUUGAGGAAUAUCCAGGAGAAACUGAAGCUUUUGCAUGUGGAUCUUGGAGAACAGUUUCUGCACAAGAUUCGAGAAAUAGUGCGAGGAUACAUCAAGCAGCUGCUGGAGAAAUUGGGAGUCAAUGAAGAGAACACCAGGCGUCUCGUCCACGAAGCUCUGGCGGAAGUCAAUCUCAAGGAUCUCCUCCGUCAAGUUAGAGAUCAUUUGCGGGAGAAUGUCGAUCCGGAGAUCAUAAAACAAGGAAUUUUGAAGAUUUUUGAUCAGAGCUCAGAAGUUGUUCAUCAGCUCCUCCAAGUUUUGAAAGAGAAGGGCAGGAAGAGGCUGCUCAUCCUCCUGGAUCAGCUCCUUGACGAGGAUGAGGAUCCAGAAACUUUCCACGGUAUCAAGGACUACUGGGAGAAAAUCAAGGACUUCUUCAAGGACCUCAAGAUAGACCUGCAGGAGAAGUACUUGAAGUUCGGAGAGUGGGUGAAGGAAGCCUACGACAAAGGACUGGAACAAUCCAAAGACAAGUUCGAGAACAUUAAGGCCAUCGCAAAAGAGUUCGCCAAGCACGCCAAAAAUGUCAGCAAAGAAGUAGCAGGUGAAGCCAAGGAAUUUUUCAACCAAUAUAAGGAAGAACUGGGUGAUGUCUGGGACUUGCUGAAAGAAGCUUUCCAGAGGAUUAAAGAAAGAGAAGACUAAAAUGCGUAUUCAAAUAAAAUAAAUAUUUUUGUCACAUGCA